GUAACGCGGGCUCAUCGGUGAAGUCAUCGAUCAAUGGAUCAUCGCUAUGAAACUUCUACAAGCGCACGCAAACAGCUGAACACUUUUAGCUGAAAAGAAGUAACGGCGCAUUAACGGUCCACAUUAUACAGCAGAAGCUCAACCUUAAUCGCAUAGCUGAUUAUUUCGAAGAUUCGCCGAAGCCUACCGUCAGAGUAUUAAGUAACUUAAAAUGAUAAAACUCGAAUAGUAGAAAUUAUGAUCAAUCAAAGUCUGAUGAAAUAUAAGCAAAUAUCUGAAUAAAGGAAUCAUUUUUGCUGGAAUUUUACACGAAGUAAUCAUCUUGGUUAUAAAUUUUUUUACACAGCAAAAACGUGAUACAUAAUAAAACGCAUGUCUGACUUACAGAUAUAAAAAAAAAGAAACUAAGAAGAAUUCAAUAAGAACCUGUGCGUCUCUUUGAGUCAGAGUCCGCGGAAGAGGAUUUCUGGAUGUGGCACGGGUCAGUCGAGGUCGCGGGUUUAGAUUCGCCUGGGUCUCCGUGUCAUAAGCGACCGAUAGGUCAUCCGUACGUGAGCGCAACUCCACUUAUCCUACCCGCAUGCGAAAGGAGAAAAGACCCGAGGGUUUGUAAUCACCGUCACGUCGCGCCAUCGCCUGCAAUGACAAUGGACGCGGUUCUCGCUGCACAUCUAAGUAAUUCCGUGCCUUGGUCUCACGAUCGUGCGUGGAAUGAUUAACCCACGCGGUUGCGAAUGGGAGACAUUGUGGACUUGGUUAACACCUUUCAUAAAGGAUGUCUCGGAAAAUGAGAUGAUCUCACAAUACAAUGUUUAAGAUGAUUCCGUCCGAUUGCAUUCUGGACAUAUCGAACGUGUUCCAUUCCACCAACGUCGUGAUCGAAGGUAGCUGUCUUAACAAAUCCGAGCCCACCGCAGUGCUCAGAGAUGUAUCAGCCCGUGUACACGGCGGAGAAGUGUUAGCUAUUCUAGGAUCGAAAGGUUCCGGUAAGCGAGCGCUCCUCGAUGUUAUCGCCGGAAGAGCAGACGGCGAGACGAGGGGGAGGAUAACUCUGAAUGGCAAUUUGUUAACACCGGAACUGUUCCGCCGUCACGGUGGCUACGUAGCUCACAGAUGUCAUCUGUUGCCGAGCUUGACGGUGCGCCAGACUCUGACGUACGCCACGUGGCUCGCCAAUUUGAGCAACCGCGAGGUCCGAGUGCGGCAGACCCUCGCCGACCUGGCGCUCUCGCAGGUCGCCAACAGGUCGGUGAACGAUCUCACCCGGCCGGAGUAUCGGCGGCUGAUGCUGGGCGUGCAACUGGCGAAGGAUCCGACCCUGCUGCUGUUGGACGAGCCGACCUGGGACACCGAUCCGCUUAACACGUACCUCAUCGUCUCGAUGCUGUGGUCCUACGCCACCCGACGCGGCUCCAUCGUCGUCCUCACCAUGGAAACACCCAGAUCCGACGUGCUCCCCUUCGUCAGUCGCGUGACGUUGCUGUGCUUGGGCGCGGUAGUUUACUCGGGACCCACCAGAAGCAUGUUGGAUUACUUUACUUACAUCGGCUUCCCGUGUCCGGAACUGGAGAAUCCCUUGAUGUAUUACCUUUGCCUGUCGACCGUCGACCGCCGGUCCAGAGAUCGCUUUCUGGAGUCCAAUCAGCAGAUCUCGGUUUUAGUUGAGAAGUUCAAGGUGGACGGCGUACUCUACAUGAAAGAGGCACCCCAAAUGCCGCAAAGUAUGAAAGAUAGUGCUCUCGGCAUUAUGCAUAAGGGUUUAGGUCGUGGAAUUAAGCCCGGAUGUUUCUCGACUCUUCUGGCACUGUAUUUGCGAAGUAUGGCAGCUACGUUCUCUUUGAAUAAGACCGGCCUAGGACAUUUCGCCGCUCGCCUGCUGUUACUGCCAUUCUUAGUCGCUCUAAUGAGCAUACUGUACUCGCACUCAAGUCCCGUACAGUCAAGGAUCUUCUUACAAACCGGUGGUUUAAUCUUCAACGUCUUGACGUUGUUUUACGUAGCUGGAAUAGCCACGACAUCAGUUUUAUUUCCAGGUUUUCGCACGAGAUACUAUCAAGAAAAGCGAGAGGGUCUCUACGGCGGCGCGAUGUUUCUGACCGCGUACACCCUGCUGAGUCUGCCGCUGAGCUUCAUAUCGACCCUGAUAACAAUCGGAAUUUUGGUUCCGAUUCUGGAGCUGGACCUCACUUCUUGGGCGUACGCUUCCGGCAUUCUAUGGUCCAGUUACGUGGCGGCUGAGCAAGUGACGGUGGCAGUGCUGAUGGUAGUCGGACGACCUUUAACCGGUGCCAUCACGGUGUUAUAUAUGACCCUGCUGUCCCUGGUGAUCGCAUCCGGCGCUAUUCGCAGCCUGAAGAACCUGCCCUACUGGCUAGUGAUGGUGUCAACCGCGUUGCCAAUUAGAUAUUCCUCUUUGGCGCUGAAUCAGCUGGUCAUCGACACGCCCAUCUUGUCGAAUCUGCCGUACAACGAGAGCUUUACCUGCCCGGGCAUGGCCGAGCUCUGCAGAUAUCCCGACGGCAAGACUUAUCUGAUAGAACGCUUCACCAAGGAGGGUGAGAACAUCUCCGAGGUAUUGAACGUGGACUUGAAUCUGCUCAUCUCCCUGGCGUUCGCCAUCGGUCUUAUCAUAUUGAACAGCGUUCUGUAUCUGUUGCCGCUGCCCGCCAGAGUGAAGGCUAAAUUCAGAGAAUAAUGGAUUCUAUUGAUAGUGAUCGUCAAUAUUAUGUUGCAUUCAAAUACUCGGAUGUAGCGCUGAACUCGAAUGUUGCAUUUGUGAUU
Messenger RNA from Linepithema humile (Argentine ant), 2781 nucleotides. RefSeq names its product ATP-binding cassette sub-family G member 5. Gene Ontology annotation, cellular component: ATP-binding cassette (ABC) transporter complex; plasma membrane. Gene Ontology annotation, molecular function: ABC-type transporter activity; ATP hydrolysis activity; ATP binding. Gene Ontology annotation, biological process: transmembrane transport. Lineage: Eukaryota; Metazoa; Arthropoda; Insecta; Hymenoptera; Formicidae. The record is from RefSeq and is a predicted model, not a curated record.